Messenger RNA from Gracilinanus agilis (Agile Gracile Mouse Opossum), 864 nucleotides. Its product is annotated as zinc finger protein 665-like. Bases 1 to 864 code for a protein of 287 amino acids. NCBI's taxonomy places the organism in Eukaryota, Metazoa, Chordata, Mammalia, Didelphimorphia, Didelphidae. Gene Ontology annotation, biological process: negative regulation of transcription by RNA polymerase II; regulation of cytokine production; regulation of immune system process. The transcript has a single exon. The record is from RefSeq and is a predicted model, not a curated record.
AUGAAUGUGGAAAAGCCCUCAGUGCCAGUUCAUCCCUUAGUAAACAUCAGAAGACUCAGACUGGAGAGAAACUCUAUGAGUGUAAAGAGUGCAGAAAAGCCUUUGGUGUCCAGUCAUCCCUUACUACACAUCAGAGAAUUCAUAGCAGGGGAAAAGCCCUAUGAAUGUAACGACUGUAGAAAACCCUUCAGUGUCCAGCUAUCCUUUACCAUACAUCAGAGAAUUUAUACUGAAGAGAAACCUUAUCAGUGUACCAAAUAUGAGAAAACCUUUGGCCAGAGCUCAUAUCACACUCUUCCUUGGAGAAUGCAAACAAGAGAGCAGCUCUAUGGAUGUAAUGUGUGUGGGAAAGCUUUCAGUGAUACUUCAUUCCUUACUAAACAUCAGAGAAUUCACAUAGGAGAGAAGCCCUAUCAAUGUGACCAAUGUAGGAAAUCCGUUAGUGACAGGUUGUCCCUGACAAAACAUCAGAGAAUUCAUACUGGGGAGAAACUCUAUGAAUGUUGUGACUGUGGGAAAGUUUUCAACCAUAGCUCACUCAUUAAAAAACACAGAAGGAUUCAUACUGGGGAGAAACCCUAUAAAUGUAACGGAUGUGGGAAAACAUUCAGACAGAGGCCAAACCUUACUCUAUGUCAGAGAAUUCACACUGGAGGAAACCCCUAUGAAUGUAAUGAAUGUGGGAAAGCUUUCAGUGACUGCUCAUUCUUUAUCAGACAUCAGAGGAUUCAUACUGCAGAGAACCCAUUUGAAGGUAAUGAAUGUGGGAAAGGCUUCUUUGGGAAUGAACAGCUUACUUUACAUCAGAGAAUUCACACUGGAAAGAAGCCCUAUAAACAUAACAAAUGUGGGAAAAUAUUCUGA